AGCAGGAAAUGAGCGCCAGCCCGGUUGCUCUUUUCCUUGCUCUGCACAGCUCCGCCUCUCGCCGUCCCUCCCGCGAGUCAGUGCCGGAGCCCGGCGCUCCAGCGUGGGGACGCCCUGGGGGGAUGCGGCUCCCACGAAGGCAGCCCGCCCCCUCCCCUUGUGGUGGAGAUGCCAUUCACUGAGGAAGCCUGAGCGUUGAGGCUGGGGGCGAGCGAAGCAGCUGCCGGUUGAGGAGGGGAUCGCGUUGGGGGAACGGGUCGUCAGCACCGCGGACAGCGCUAGGCGGGGCGCUUUGCCCCCGACUCCUGCGCCUCUGAUUCCAGCACCAAGGACAGCGCAGAACUCUCCGCGCCCAUUGCCCACCGCGCUUCCCCGCCGCGGACGCCGCCCCAGCCCAGCCGGUGGCAACAAGCUCAGGGGAGCCGAGCGCUUCCUCCGCCUACGGCAACAGGGACAUCGCCCUUAGGUCGGCUUCCUGGGAAAGGAGGAGCCUUCGUCACCAACCUGCUCUAGCCUCGGCUUCCGACUCCCGGGCUCCCGAGCAGCGUGGAGCAACCACGCUGGCAGCACAACAUGGCAACCGAGGUCCACAAUCUCCAAGAACUACGGCGGAGUGCUUCCUUGGCCACCAAGGUUUUUGUUCAGCGGGACUACAGUGACGGGACCAUCUGCCAGUUCCAGACCAAAUUCCCUCCAGAGCUGGACAGCCGGAUUGAGCGACAACUUUUUGAAGAUACUGUGAAGACCCUCAACAACUUCUAUGCGGAGGCUGAGAAAAUAGGGGGCAGCUCCUACCUGGAGGGAUGUCUGGCCUGUGCCACAGCCUACUUCAUCUUCCUCUGCAUGGAGACCCGCUAUGAGAAGGUUCUGAAGAAGAUCUCCAAGUACAUCCAAGAGCAGAAUGAGAAAAUCUAUGCUCCUCGAGGGCUGUUGCUGACAGACCCAGUGGAACGGGGCAUGCGAGUUAUCGAGAUCUCCAUCUAUGAGGAUCGUUGCAGCAGUUCCAGCUCUGGCAGCUCAAGCAGCAGCAACAGCAGUGCUGGCGGCGGGGGUGGGGGAGCCGGGGGCCGGUGACUGGCACAGAGUCCCGGCAGGGAUUUGUACUGCCGGGACGAUGGUGUCUCCGAGAUCCGCAGACUGCGCUACCAGAGCACCCGCUUCUGAGCAGCCCCAGGGGGGUUGGGGUGCCAGCAAGGAGGGUUGUGACAUCCCUGGGGAGGGGCUUGUGACAACCAGAGGGGGGGGCAAAGUCGUUCUAAAGAGGAUGCUUGGCCUCAGCCCCAAAUGAGCCCAGUCUCUCCAUGGCUCAAAACCUGGAUAACCUGAACUACAUGACAUUUCCUGCGGGCUCCUGGGGACACUCCUGCCCACCCCCUCCCCGGGAUGUCCAGGUGUGUCAUUGUCCAAGUCCUGUCCUCCCAAGCUGCAGGCACACAAAUACCCUGUCUGAAUGCACCCUCUUGCUCAAGGUCAAAUGACCAGUAAAGAUCAGCCCAGCAUGGUGAGAUGGGGUGGGGUGUGGGUGAGGGAACUGGUGGUUUUGGGACCCUGUGACAACCCUUUCCCUGAGCACCACUGUCCUCUCCCCUCCUGCAUUGGCACGGACCCCCCCCCCCAUCCUAGCUCUUCUCUUUUGCUUGCUGCUGUGCAUGCCAUUCUCCUGGCACUUUAGGCAUGGUCUGUGCAUCCAACGUCCACAGUGCUGUGGUGGGGCCCCUGCAAGUGCUUUGCAAACCCUCCCCUCCUUCCUGCAGGGUGCUGGUACUGGCAGAGACAUGCCCUCUCACAGAUACCAGGGCACAUGCCUCAUGCGCUGGAUCCUUUUCAGGCAACAGAGGGACAGGGGCAUUGUAUGGAGCCACAGGAGGAUGUGAGGCAGCACUGUCCCCCUCUGGUGGGAUAGCAGCACGGAUCCUGUCGAGAACUAUAUAGUCUUCCGAAGUUGAAAGACUGCACCUUGCCACCUCUCACCAGCCGAAACAGGUUUUCCAGUUCAACCAGGGAUCAUGGAGAACAUCAGAAGAUGGGAGAUGUUGGAGGUGCUUUAGUGGAGAGGCCUCUGGCUCCUCAAUUCCUCAGCUCAUCCCAGCCCAAUAAGCAUCUUUGGGAUUAUGUAUGUAAAUAUUUAAUAUAGCCCUGGCUACCAAAGCUCCACCCCUCCCUUCACCCUUACACCACAUUUGGCAAACAGAAGAAAGAGGAAGGAGGAUGAAAACUCCGAGGUGGGUAUGGAACCCUGCAAUAUUUGACCCACUUCCCCAGUGCACAGGUGUUUUGCAGCAUCACCUUAUCACUUGCAUGCACAAGUUGUCUCCUUUGCUGCAUGUUCCUUCUCCCUCCUUCCUGUAAAUAGCUACCUGGGCCCCACAUAUGUAUGUUUGAGACCCUAUUGGUUCUGGAGCUUUGGUACCUCUUCUCUGAGUCCCCAGUGCCAUUCUGUGAAACAAGAUGGGAAGGCAAGGGGGAGACAGCUGAGCCACUGGGUUAGUGGACUGGGCUGCCCAAUGAACAGGUGUCCAAACCAUGGGCGAAGCCUGCCACCACUUCUGGCAAUGGACAGCAGCUCCAAAAAUGCUUCCAGCUUCUCACACACCACACGUCCCACACACAGCUAGAUUUCCUUGGGGGGGGGGGGUC
Molecule: messenger RNA, 2637 nt
Organism: Lacerta agilis (Sand lizard)
Lineage: Eukaryota; Metazoa; Chordata; Lepidosauria; Squamata; Lacertidae
Gene: GOLGA7B
Product: golgin A7 family member B
Exons: 5
Coding region: 574-1074 (166 amino acids)
Biological process (GO): protein targeting to membrane; peptidyl-L-cysteine S-palmitoylation
Cellular component (GO): palmitoyltransferase complex
Source: RefSeq, a predicted model, not a curated record